AUGAGCUACGCCUGCUUCGACGCCGAUGGCGACGUCCGCUUCAAGCCGGCCGCCAUGCUCACACCCGACAGCAUGAUCAACAUCGACUUCGUCAUCCGCCCCGUGGACAAAAGCGAGGACAGGCUGCGCUUCGCCGACGCCCGUCCCAAAACCGUACUCGUGCGGUACCCCGACGGCACACAGAGCGCUGUCGUCCCGUUCUCGGACGUCGUCGUCGAAUGGACGCCGGCGACGUCGGGCGAGCCCAAAUGGGCCCGUGACGACCUGCCGAGGCAGUGCGGCAAGGGCGUCGCGCACACAAUCUCGAUCGGCGUUCGCACGUCCGUCAUGGACGCCGUCUACAAGAAGCUCUUUGCUACAUUCGUGAUACCCGCCAAGAGGGUCGUGGUCGGCGAGCGCAUUUGGUUCGCCGUUGAGGCGCCUCGACGCCUUGCCUUUACUGCAGCCGUCCCGGGAGGCAAAAGGUUCGAGGGCGCCGACGUCGAGGACUUCAUGCAAACGGCCAAGAGCUCGAUUCUCGGCGACGUCGGCGUCGGCAUGUCGCUGGCUCCCAUGGAGGACGAACCGGGCCUCUUCCAGCUCGAGAUGAGGCUCAUCAACGUCCAUGUCCGAGACCACACGCCCCUCUCGUCGCCGCGCACCAUCCAUCGCGUCGACAACGUCGAUACGGGCGGCCAUGCAAGCCCCGAGCUGGAGCCGAUGCUCGCCGCCUACGCCGCUCAAGUGCCGUCCCUGAGCGACAUGCUCUCGUGCGCCUUCCGACGCAGCUGUGCCGGAGAAAAGCACUAA
This is a messenger RNA of Pseudozyma flocculosa PF-1, 789 nucleotides long. RefSeq lists its product as uncharacterized. Lineage: Eukaryota; Fungi; Basidiomycota; Ustilaginomycetes; Ustilaginales; Ustilaginaceae. Bases 1 to 789 code for a protein of 262 amino acids. The record is from RefSeq and is a predicted model, not a curated record. The transcript has a single exon.